Penicillium oxalicum is the source of this 1449-nucleotide messenger RNA. Its product is annotated as ribose phosphate diphosphokinase subunit PRS5. Gene Ontology annotation, biological process: 5-phosphoribose 1-diphosphate biosynthetic process; purine nucleotide biosynthetic process. The transcript has 2 exons. Gene Ontology annotation, molecular function: magnesium ion binding; ribose phosphate diphosphokinase activity. Gene Ontology annotation, cellular component: cytoplasm; ribose phosphate diphosphokinase complex. The record is from RefSeq and is a predicted model, not a curated record. NCBI's taxonomy places the organism in Eukaryota, Fungi, Ascomycota, Eurotiomycetes, Eurotiales, Aspergillaceae. The coding region runs from base 1 to 1449 and encodes 482 amino acids.
AUGGUCCGAAAUCUCGUCGUCAUCGGAGGCACAUCCCACCCGCAACUGACUCAGAGCAUUUGCGGUGUGCUUGGCAUUCCUCCGGCGGAAGUUCUUCUUUCCAAAUUUGCGGUCGGUGAGACUCGAGUUGAAAUCCAGGAAUCUGUCCGUGAGAAGGAUGUCUACAUCAUUCAGUCUGGCGGUGGUAAGGUCAAUGAUCACCUCCUCGAGCUCUUGAUCACAAUCUCCGCUUGCAAGACAGCCUCGGCACGCCGAGUCACCGCCGUUCUGCCGCUGUUCCCUUAUUCCCGCCAAAGUGAUAUUCCUUACGAUAAGGCUGGAGCUCCGCUAGUCAAGUCUUCUGUUCGCGACCGCCCUAACAAUGGCUACACUUUUGAGAGUACCCCUCCGACACCCGGCCCAGGCAUGAAGACUGAGGGUCUUGGCCUGCAGGGUGGUAUGGAUAGCUUGCAGAAGAGUCUGGCCAAAGCUCAAAUCGAGGAAAGCAAUGGCAGCCCGGUCAAACGGCGCACACCCAACGGACUCACUCGGAGCGAAACGGCAGAGUCCAUCAAGUCUCUGGCUGCCAGCGGUGGGGUUGAAGAACCCUCGAGCAACUCCUCCAAAAUCAACGCCUUCCAGCCCCGACCAGGAUACAAGCAAUGGGUUGCGCAAGCAGGCACCCUGGUGGCCGAUCUGCUCACUUGCGCCGGUGCCGAUCACAUCAUCACCAUGGAUCUGCAUGACCCACAGUACCAGGGCUUCUUCGAUAUUCCCGUGGAUAACCUGUAUGGUCGUCCGUUGCUUAAGAGCUAUAUCCAGCGCAAUAUUCCAGCCUACAAGCAAGCCGUGGUGGUCAGCCCCGACGCAGGUGGUGCUAAGCGUGCGACAGCCAUUGCUGACUCCAUGGGCAUGGAGUUUGCUCUCAUUCACAAGGAGCGCCGCCCAACCAAAAUCACAGACCGACAAAAUGCCACCAUGAUGCUUGUUGGUGAUGUUCGCGAUCGUACAGCCAUCCUUAUUGAUGAUCUCGCAGACACCUCCAACACCAUCACGCGGGCAGCAAAACUUCUCAAGAAAGAAGGUGCCUCCAAGGUGUACGCUUUGGUCACUCACGGUAUUCUGAGCGGUGACGCGAUUGACCGCAUCAAUGCAAGCUCUCUCGAUAAGGUGGUCGUGACCAACAGUGUGGAUCAGACGGAUCAUCUUCGUCGCUGCCCUAAGUUGGAGGUCCUUGAGGUCGGCCAUGUGUUCGCGGAGGUAAGACCUGACAGCCCAAAAACAUUCCCGGGUCGCUCAUCUACAUUUGCUGACCCUUGUGAAAUUUUCAGGCCAUUCGCCGAGUUCACCAUGGUGAAUCCAUCAGCGUUCUGUUUCAGUACGACUGAACUCGCUCACCCUCGCUUUGCCGGAACAGGCACGGGCUUCUCUGCAGAUGAAAACAAAUAUACCGGCUUUGUGUCCAUAUGA